GCAAGCUGAUCUGAUCUGGUCGUUCGCCAAACCCGCCGCCAUGGCCCAACCACCGCAGCCGCAACCACGAUCUCAGCAGACGUCGGCGCAAAAGCACCAGCAGUCACAGCGGCAGUCGACGGCGACGACAGAGCCGGCAGCUGCAGGCUCAAUCGCACCCGCAGCCAGAUCGCAGAAGCUCCCUGAAGUCCCCAGCGAUCGCUCGACGCUGUUUGGCUUCCCAAGAGGCUGGAUCCCACAGGGCGGCCUGGUUAUCCCCCAGCCCCCUCCACAGGCGUAUCCACUCGAUGAGCCGCCGGCGACAUCGGGGGAUAUGCAGUCCCGGAUCUUGGCCAAAUACCAGAUCGGCAAGGUUCGGCCGACUGCUCGCCGUGGAUAUGGGCUCUCGGUCUUCAACAGCGCCAGCCUCAUGGUUGGCUUUGUGAUUGCUUCGGUUGUGUUGGCGAACGCAUACAAUGUCUACGAAAAGGAGUCACGGAUCUUGAACAUGAAGCGGUAUCUGCAAGAACUGAAGGAAGAAAACCUUGCGCUGCGAGACUUGCUUGUUCUGCGCCGGAGCGAAAGCAAGUGAUGUCGCGAAUACAACAGUGUAAUAUAGUACAAUUGCAUCCUCGCUGAACCUCCGAGAGGUAUCAACAGAGGACCAGCGUCGGGUGAUGCACAACAGCACAGCAACAGCACAGCAAUCAAGGCUUGUGCAUCCGCACGAUAGGGCAGCACCAUCGAUCACCAUCACCGGUGUGCAUCUCGCUCCUGAUUCUUGAGCAAGCAUAUC
Polychytrium aggregatum is the source of this 775-nucleotide messenger RNA. RefSeq lists its product as uncharacterized. The coding region runs from base 41 to 571 and encodes 176 amino acids. The transcript is spliced from 2 exons. The record is from RefSeq and is a predicted model, not a curated record. NCBI's taxonomy places the organism in Eukaryota, Fungi, Chytridiomycota, Chytridiomycetes, Polychytriales.